Molecule: messenger RNA, 795 nt
Organism: Parnassius apollo (apollo)
Lineage: Eukaryota; Metazoa; Arthropoda; Insecta; Lepidoptera; Papilionidae
Source: the annotation of a GenBank genome assembly
AUGCCUCCAAAAGCGAAAUACUGUGCGGGCUGUUCGAAAAAAAUCACAAACCGCGAAUUUUUGUCUUGCUGCUUAUGCAAUGAUACCUAUGAUAUUGAAUGCGUAAAUUACUCGUACAAGUUAUUUUGCCUUAUGGAUAAGGAAAAGAAAGACAAUUGGAAAUGCCCAACAUGCAAAAGUAAACAAAGGAAGUUCGAUAAUACUAACACCCCUGUACAAGGCUGUCGUAUGGAUUCGCUUUCAUCUGCAUCUGAUCAGAUAACCGAAGACUCUGAAGAAUGUGCUUUAACUCAACGCAAACCGCUAAUCCCAGAGAAACAACCAUUAUCUCCUGGUUCUUCUUCUAUCAUGGACGAUAAGGUUUUAGUCAAUAUUAUACGUCGAGAAAUACAGCAGUCUGUGACGGAGGCUGUUGAAUCAGCCGUCAAGAUGUAUUUUUCUAAGGAGUUCGAUGAAAUUAAAUGCGAAUUGGCUACCUUACGAGAAAUCGGCAAAAGUGUGGAAUUUCUUAGCUCUCAAUAUGACCGGAUGAAUUCUGACAUAAAAAAUUUACAGGAUCGACUUACCGUGGUUACUAAAGAGAAUUUAACGCUAUCCAGUCAAGUAUUAGAUAUCUCAGAUAGACUUAACCUAAUGGAACAGCACUCUCGGGAAACGAACAUUGAGAUCAACGGCGUUCCGGAAAAUAAGUCCGAAAAUUUGCUGUCCUUAGCGAAACAACUUUGCUCUACUAUUUCCGUCCCUUUGAUGGACUCUGAAGUACUAUCGGGCACUAGAGUAAGAAAAAAUGAAUGA